Molecule: messenger RNA, 1461 nt
Organism: Drosophila innubila
Lineage: Eukaryota; Metazoa; Arthropoda; Insecta; Diptera; Drosophilidae
Exons: 2
Coding region: 1-1272 (423 amino acids)
Biological process (GO): protein O-linked glycosylation via mannose
Cellular component (GO): Golgi apparatus
Source: RefSeq, a predicted model, not a curated record
AUGAAGGUCUUUCGCCUGCGCCUGGUCAAAUUGUUGCUGCUCGGCUUUAUUCUGGCGAAUCUGAUAUUCUUCUACUAUACAUGGAACACGCUGCUCUGGCGACGCAUAAGCCGAGCCCUUUCCGGGACAGACGGCGAACCAAAACCAAAAGUGGACGCAGCUCACGGAACAAAGCUUUCGCCAAAGGAUAAAGCACGCAAUGCCAACAAGCACAUACGCAAGUCCAUAACAAUCGUGUUCUACGGACACUACAACUUUGAGCAGGAUCUGCGGCCCAGCAUAGAAAGAGUGCAGAAGCAUGCCAUAUUGAUAGAUGUUGCGGUUCUCGGAUCUAUGCCAGAGCCCUUUACGUUGCCCUUCCCGGAGAUGCUCUACAUGCAGGCGAAGAUUGCGAACCUGUCGACGAGUGUCUUCCCUCAAUCCUUUCUAGAAGGACGUCGCCUGUUCGCCUCGUUCCACACGAAGCAGCGUCGCAUGGAGCUGCGUCGUCGACAGUUUCGAGAGAUGUAUAAGAAGCUGCAGAUCAAGCGGUUGGUGCGCAGAACUCACAGGAUCGGUGGUAGAUCCUCUGCCAGGGAGGGCAACUGGCAACCCCACAGUCCCGUUUUCGAUGCCCAAUUCUCCUCCUCAAAUUUCUCCCUGCCGCUGGUGACGGACAUCGAUCUCUUUGGCUGCGAAAGAACAACGAAAUCUUGCAUUGGCACCGUCUACAACAAUCGACCAUUUUACUACUAUCUGGGGAAGCACACUCCUCCCUGCUGCCUCGACAAACUGAGGACCACCUUUAACCAUGUGCUCGACGAGUUCGAGAACGUGGGCAUUCGUUAUUGGUUGGACAACUACGCCCUCAAAAGUGCCAUCGAAACGAAUCAACUCUCCCCGGAUGCCUACGACAUAGACAUCAGUUUCAAUGUCCAGGAUUUGGAACGCUCGAAUGCCAUGAAGAAAUCGCAGAGUAAACCGACUGUAGAUCAUGAGGGAUUCUACUGGAUAAAGGCAACAGAUGGUCACUACUUUCGGGUGCAGUUCUCCAAGGUUAACCAAGUGGGAGUCAACCUGUUACCCUAUGAGAUUACCGGAAACGAAGUCCAUGCCAGCGGGUUUUUUGGCUGGAAGGCAGGCACCUUCUCCUCCGAUUACUUGCACCCAAUGUCGACGGUGCUGUUCCUGGGGAGGAGCAUCAUGUGUCCCAACAAUGUGUUGGAGUACCUCGAGGCGAAACACAUAAAAGUCAAAUCCGAAGAGAUUGCCAUUGAUGAGGACGAAGAUUAGAUACAAUUUAAGAUAUCAGUUUAGCAUAAUUUAAGUUGCAAUCUUAGCAUAAGUUGGGUAACAAUAUUGGGCCAUUAAGUAAAAGAUAAAUUAUAUAUAUUUCCCUACAUUUCCUGUGUGUACUAUAUAGAAUCGUUGUUUCUACUUUUACUACUUGUUAAUAAAACUGCAGAUUUAAGUUUAGCAUAA